Messenger RNA from Parnassius apollo (apollo), 408 nucleotides. The record is from the annotation of a GenBank genome assembly. NCBI's taxonomy places the organism in Eukaryota, Metazoa, Arthropoda, Insecta, Lepidoptera, Papilionidae.
AUGACCGUAGCAGCAAAAAUCUUCACAAAAAUGCAGUACACCCAGACGAGCAAGAGGCCUCCUGGUCGCAGAUUCUCUCUCGAAGAAAAAGUGCUCUCGCUUUCUUUAUAUAAAAAGAGUCCAAGAAGCUACCCUCUUUUGGCAAAAUAUUUCACAUUGCCUUCAACUAAAUCAUUAAAAAGACUUUUGACCAAAAUAGAAGUGAAGCCGGGCCUUAAUAAAUGCAUAUUUAUGAAAAUUAAAAAUACCGUCAAGGAGCUAUGUACAGAAGACCGCUUAUGCAGCUUAAUUUUCGAUGAAAUGUCAAUAUCCCCUCAAAUCCAUUAUAACGCUGCUAAAGACCAGCUUAGAGGGUUCACAUUUGAUGGCAAGAAAAUUGCUCAAUUGCUUGAAAUUGAAACUCAGUGA